GCUGUGACAAACAAUUUCGUGGUGCACAAGAUCCACAGUUUGGGUUUCCUUCUCCCCAAAUACCUCCUUUUUUUUUUUUGAAAGGAAAAGGAAAGGGAAGGGAAGGAAGAAGAAAAAACUAAUGCCACUGACGAAGUACUACUGCGACUAUUGUGACAAACAAUUUCAGGAUACGCCGUCGGCUAGAAGGCGCCAUCUCCAGGGCGUACAACACCAAAGAGCCAAAGCUCUCUGGUACGACCGCUUGAGAGAACCAAAUCACAAUCAAUUGGAGGGUUUCGGUAAAGGAGUCUGCAAUCGUUUCCUGAGGACGGGUUUAUGCCAUUAUGGGGAUUCCUGUAAAUAUUUUCAUCCAAAGCAAAAUAUUCAGAAUCCAAAUAUUCAAGGCAUACCAGCAGCAAACUUCACCGAAAAUAUUCAAUUACCAGCUAUUAUGGGAACUCAACUUACAGGAGGAAGCUCUAUGACAGGGAAUGUGGUUGGAGAUGCAAUGGGAAUUUCAUUUGGUAAUUUACCUCCUUCACUAAGGCCACCUCCAGAGGGUGGUUAUGCACCUCUUCCCUUUGUAGAUUGGGGAUAGAUCUGCUUCUUUCAUUUUAAACCCAUGUUGUUGGUGCCAUUUUUGUAAUCUCUUUGCCCUUUGUCCCUUUAAAGUGAAUGUGAUGUAGUUAUUAUGUAUUUGAUAUGGCUUGGCAAGUCUGGUUCUAUUUGUGUGAUAAGAGUGGAUGUAUAUACUUGUAGGUAGACUGGUUGAUGCAUUCGACUGAUGUAAUAAAAUGCCAUAUCAUAUGUGCUGCAUUGGGAAUUGCAA
This is a messenger RNA of Macadamia integrifolia, 811 nucleotides long. Its product is annotated as zinc finger CCCH domain-containing protein 3. Gene Ontology annotation, cellular component: U12-type spliceosomal complex. The coding region runs from base 122 to 580 and encodes 152 amino acids. Gene Ontology annotation, molecular function: zinc ion binding; nucleic acid binding. The transcript has 5 exons. The record is from RefSeq and is a predicted model, not a curated record. Lineage: Eukaryota; Viridiplantae; Streptophyta; Magnoliopsida; Proteales; Proteaceae.